This is a messenger RNA of Aspergillus saccharolyticus JOP 1030-1, 1562 nucleotides long. RefSeq names its product SSH4 family protein. The transcript has a single exon. The record is from RefSeq and is a predicted model, not a curated record. Lineage: Eukaryota; Fungi; Ascomycota; Eurotiomycetes; Eurotiales; Aspergillaceae. Bases 416 to 1336 code for a protein of 306 amino acids.
GGAGUUGCUGGUAUCGCAUUCUGAGCCCAGGCUCAGGACCAGUUGUGCAGUACGCACUGUGGUUUAGGGGUAUAUUCCCUAUUUUGAAUGCCAUUCGCUCGUGUCGACUCCUCACCUGACAUCUGCGGUGGGGCUCAAAGAUAAAAACACCCUCCGAGAAACACAAAGCUACCAGCCACCUACGGAGAUAGACCUCACGUUUUCCGAAGGACAACUGAUGAACGACUUCAACAAUAAUUUACAGAGGAUGUGAAUGCUUGGACAAUCGCCUAACCUGUCACCAUCUUUCAACUAACUCCUGGAAGAGCAAGCUGCAAGUAGCGGGAAGCGACCAUACGCUACGCCUUUCAAUGAGAGGCAUUACAAUUUGACGCCGAUUUUGGCAAAAUAGCCUCUAGAGCAAACACUCGAAAAGAUGUCUCAAGAAUCACCGCCCACCUACGCAUGUGCUGUCGCUUCUUCGCUGGCAGACAGGGGCCCAGAGCCUUCUCGUCCACCAUACCAUUCCUGGCAAGAGUUUUUUGUCGAGGCAGAUGGCUUACCUCCUCCGCCAGCAGCAGGCUUUCUCAACUCGUCUACAGGCAAUGCCUCCUCUCAUGAUGCGUUGCGUGCGCACGAGUUCUGUAAUGCAUAUCCAUUGCAGCCCCCUGUGGAGCCCUCUCCUGCUACUUACGAAGCUGUGGAGCAGUUCGAUUUGAUUCCAGUUCAACCCUCAAAAUUUCAUGGCAUUGUGCGUGUUGCUCCGCGAGGCCAUUGGGCUGGCUCCACGGAUCCAAGGAAUCGUGACUCGAUAUUAACAACCAAUCUACCUCUUUACUUCGCCUUGGUCGAUUCUCCUCUGCGGACAAACAAGACCAAGCUGAUAUACUUCGAAGUCAAAUUCUUAGGCCAUGGCGGUAGGUCCAAUAGUAGGUUUGUCGAAUCCAGCGGUUUCUCUAUAGGAUAUGUGGCUAAGCCAUAUCCCUCCUGGAGGUCUCCCGGAUGGGAGCGAGGGAGUCUCGGCAUUUUUUCCGAUGACGGAUGUCGCUUUGUGAAUGAUUCCUGGGGUGGCAAAACUUUCACAAGCGAGUUUCGUCAAGGACAAACCGUCGGCCUAGGAAUGGUGUUUCCUCGAUCAUGUGAGAGAAACAGUCUCGACGUUUCUGUCUUCUUUACUCGUGAUGGAGAUGAGGUCGGGGCUUGGGAUCUCGCGGAGGAAAGAGAUGAGGACUCUGGAGGUGUUCAAAAGCUAGAAGGAAACUUCGACCUGUACGGGGCUGUAGGGCUCUUUGGGGUGGUAGAUAUCGCUGUGGAAUUCAAUCCCACAGCUUGGUUAUGGACUCCACAGCAUACUUGACGAAACCGCAUUGUCCUCGCAUAUUGCAGCUUGUCUCCAUGUCCUGUUGCAAUCGAUCCAAGUCCAGGCAAAGCAUUGAGAUGCACUUCAAUCAUGAAGCCUUAUGCUCGCAUGAAGGGAAGCACAUAACUCUAGCUUUGGCCAUGAAGAAACUCGUUCUUCUGCAACACUGCGUGUUUUGGACAUUUGAACAAGUAGCUUAACAGGCAAAAUAUGUAAGGUACCU